AAAAACUGUUUUCUGCUUUGACUGAUAUGGACAGCUCACAGUAACUUUAGACGGAUAGCUAACCCGUGCAACAGACAGAAAGGGACAUGUAUCCACAUUUUCAAUAUUUAAGCUCCGGGUUGAACGAGAACGUCGGCAAGUGCAAUACUCGUCAAUGAAAUUAUCAGCACUAGAAACUGUAUGUAGAUUCUCGAACAGAUUACUCCAAACGACAAAAAUUUAUUCUCUAAAUUAUUCGUUUAUUAAGCAACUUAAAAUUAUGGAAAGAGAGAAAGAUUACACACAUCUAUGGCUUUAUUGUAAAAUAUUAAUUUUUUUAAUGUAAAAAUUGAAUUAAAAAAAGAAGUAAGAUACAAAAAAGAAAUAAAUCUUUUAUUAUAUAUUGAUUUCUACAAAAAUUCUGCCUGAUGCCGAUGGUAUAUGGCUUAAUUAUUCAAAAUUUUUAAUUGUAGAAGAUAAAAGCAUAAAAAAAUAUUAAGCAUUAAUAUGUUAAAGAAGUAUAAAAUAUAUAUCAGAAAAUUCACUCACUACUCCUCGUUACGAAAAUAUCGUAGUUUCUUGUUGCUUUUACUCCAGUUUGCCCGGGAUUAACGAUUCUUGGGAUCGUUACCUCAAAUAAAUAACCCACACUGGCAUUACGAAUUUGGCGUAUUCUGAAAUUUAAUCAGUUUGCACACACGCAUACAUUGUGUUACAUGAUUCGAGAAAAAAAUAUGAAUGUCAUCAAAUAGUUUUAAAAAGUACAGCGUUGCUCAUUAUGUUGCUCAUUCCACGUCAAACCGAGCACCUUAGAAACAUUAUCAAUUUUAAUUUUUUUUUAAUUUGCUGACAUAUUUUACAGAGAAAAACAUGAGAUACGUGUUUCACGAAAAAAAUUCGAGAUUUUUUGUCAAGUUAUUCACGCUUGUAAGUUGUAAAAAAAAUUUAUUAAAAAACGUCGCUCAAAUGAACAUUCAAAUUACUAUAUUGUCGAAAUCGUUAGUUGUAUAAAAAAAUGCAAAAGAAUCGAGUAUGAAGAUAUUCUAAAUUUGUCAAAAAGAUCUUUCAUAAAAAAUAAGAUGGAUAAUUUAUUUGUUUAUUAAAAAAUAUUGUAGAAAAUAAUUUAUAAUGGUAAUUACUGUAUGCGAUAACUUCAAUAAAGUUUUGUAUUAUUUGUCAAUAAGUAUUUGUAAUAAUUGUCAGUAAGAUUUUUAUGUAAUAUGCAACUAUCAAAAGCAUACGUUAAGAUUUGAUCAAGAUUUCGAUGUUCAAACUCGCAUAAUGUAAUAGCUUCAAGAAGCUUUAAUAUUACAUUUAAUCUCAACGUUAGAAAAGUUUUAAUUACGCUUCUGUUAUUAUAUUUACAAUGAAAUAAAAAAAGUGCAAAAUGUAUUAGACACUUGUUAAUUGGUAAAAACUUACGAGCAAGUUACUUCCAAUUGGGUACGAUUAAAAAGUCAUUGUCAGCAAUGGACUUCCCUCGCUGACGACGCAUUUCAGCGAAAGCAAUCGUUCAAUCGAUCAGAGUUACGUGGUAUCCGUUUCUAUCAUCAUUUUCAUUAUGAUCAUUCCAGAUAAGACUUGCUUUAUUCUGCGUAUUAGUGUGUGUUAUUUUCUUUUAACUGAUGUUUCACACUCUUGGAAUCUAACGUCGCUGAACAUAUCGGACGAUGUUCUAAUAUGGAGAUUCGCCGUGUGGAGAAAUCGCGGUUUUCUGGCAAUUCCCAGAUCGACAAAUAAAAGGGAAGAAGGAUGGAAACCAACCCUAGUGGAAGUUUCUUGGCCUGAAAUUAAUUUGCGAUUAAAUGUUGCGAACGUAGGAAUUUCCCCAAAACCUUUCCCCAAAGACGGAUCAAAGCAUGAAACUCUCGUAUCCGUAACUGGAUUAGACAUAGACGCUCGAGGGCGAUUAUGGAUUCUAGACACAUCUGAUAAACGUGAUCGGUGGCCUCGAAUCGUCAUUUACGAUUUGAAACGAAACGAUCAAUUGGUAUCAUCUACCGAACUGACUAAAGUGUAUUCGAAGCGAUUAAGGUCUCUCGUGAUUGAUCCAUUUGAAGAUCAAUGGGGAUUUCGUGGAUAUAUCGCGGAUGCCGGUGAUGAAACGAUCAUUGUUUACUGUUCGGAAUUACGCAAGUGGUGGAAAUUGAAAAUGUUACACGGACCCGAAAUUCCGCGCGUGGAAUCCACCGACCUUGCUGUUUCUCGGAGAAACUCGAUCUUAUACAUGACAGGGCAGAAUACGCACAAUCUGUUUGGCAUUAAUUUGAAAAAGAUUAGCACGGAUAAACUAUUACAAACAGUACCUUCACGCGGAGUGCAAAAUGUAACAGUGACCUGGCUUGGGAAAAAAUUAGGCUCUUCCGUAGGGCUGUUCAGCGAUUUAAAAGACGGCCUGCACUAUUUUAUGACUUCAGAGAGAGCCAGCGUGAGAUGGGACACUAAGCUUCCUUUGAACGCGCAGAGUCAUUCGGUCCUGGUACAAAACGAUGACGUCCCGUGCAUAACCGAUUACAUAAUGGAUACGCGAAGAAACGUAUGGGGAUUAGUGAAUUCUAAAUGUCCUGGCGUAACGAAGAAAAAUACUUCGAGCAAUUCGACGCUUAAAUCUAGAACAAUUAAAAUUCAAAAAUAUCCUGUUGCAUUGUAAUUCAAUAACAUUUUUAAUUUUAAUAAAAUACUCGAAAAUUUCUCAAAAAA
This is a messenger RNA of Solenopsis invicta (red fire ant), 2679 nucleotides long. RefSeq lists its product as uncharacterized. The record is from RefSeq and is a predicted model, not a curated record. NCBI's taxonomy places the organism in Eukaryota, Metazoa, Arthropoda, Insecta, Hymenoptera, Formicidae. The transcript is spliced from 6 exons. The coding region runs from base 1541 to 2629 and encodes 362 amino acids.